GGAGGUUACUCUUCCUUUCGUACGUCUAAAUCCUCUCUUCGGCAUCAGCUUCCCGCGAUUAAAAAUCGAGGAAUUUUCCUAAAAAUUAAGAAUUUGUUUGGUGAUCUCAUUAUAGCCAGCUUCCAGUCAUUAGGCUACUUUCUUUAAGGUUAUUACAAGUUAUGGCAGAUACUACUGCAAGUACCGGAGAGGUUUACCCAGAUGAUAUUCAGCAGCUUCUCACAAAGCAUUCCAAGUACCACGAUGUUGGUUCACUUGCGUUUGCGGCAUAUCUAAUCCGACAAGCAGAGAUAACCGAACAAAACCGUGAGGCUUUCAGAAAGGAAUUAUCUUUGAUGAAAGAAUUGUAUUCUAAACUUGUCAUUCAGAGAGAUACUUCAAGUAUGGAAAUAAAAACAUUAUCUGAAAGACAAAUGUCUUCUUGUGAAGAAUUGGCUAAGAAGGUACUAUUGGCUAAAAUCGAACCGCUGGAACUUGCUGGAAUACUCAAUGUACGAUUAGAUCUGGCAGAAGAACUGAAGGAAAGCUCUUCAGCAACAUCCAACGAUCCAGAAGAACCUUCUCAGGAUAUCCAUGGUAAAUUACAAUGUAUCUCUACCAAGAUCAAAGACCAUCGUGAACGUUUCAAGUGUUGUUUGAGUUUGCUUCAAAAUGUGAGCUAUUUUAAUAGUGUCUUGGAAUCUCGGUUAGAAAGAGAGGAGAGCAUAAUUAGACGAGGAGGACGCCGCCAAGAAGGAAAGAGAGGAGAACAUAAUUAGACAAAAGGAGGACGCCACCAAGAAGGUUAGACAAAAGGAGAAUGCCACCAAUAUCAAAAGGAGGCCGGAGACUAAAACAAUAAAAAGAGGAGGGACCUGGAUGCGUUCAAGAAGUAUGCUGUCUAACUAAAUUCUUGCUUCACGAUGCACAAUUCUUGGAUGCUGUUGAGUAAUCAGAUUUUUAUGGAGUGAUACUAGUUUUAAUUCAUUGACAACCUGACAUGUUAUUCUUAGCUGUUUGGUAAUGAAAAUUAUAUCACGGUCUUGAAAUGAUUUAAUACAAGUUGUAUGU
Papaver somniferum (opium poppy) is the source of this 1050-nucleotide messenger RNA. RefSeq lists its product as uncharacterized. The transcript has 7 exons. Lineage: Eukaryota; Viridiplantae; Streptophyta; Magnoliopsida; Ranunculales; Papaveraceae. The record is from RefSeq and is a predicted model, not a curated record. Bases 162 to 758 code for a protein of 198 amino acids.